AUGCGUCGUUCAUUAUGGUUGCGUGUGAAGGACCCCUUCACGGUACUAGGGCUGACGCGUAGCGCCUCAAAGGCGGAGGUAAAGACGCGCUACCGCGAACUGGCGCGGCUGCACCACCCGGACGCGGGAACGGGUGAUAGUGCGAAGAUGGAGCAGAUCAACAAGGCGUACAACCUGCUGCUGAAGGAAGGUGUGUAUGAGCGGCUGCGUCUGAAACCGGCUGGGGCAAAGGCGCGUGAUGAUCCACGCCGCCCGAACCCCUUCUCGCAGGAUCAACAAGGAGAACAGGAGAAAAAACGGGGAGGAGCUGAAGAGGAGGUGCUGACAGAUGAAGAGGUGGCGAAGGUAAGUGCGCUCGACCCCGCCACGGAGCGUGUGGUGCCUGGUGGGAAGUACAUGUACCAGAGUCGCGACGACGGCAGCUGGGUGGAGCUGGACCGGCCGCUAGUGCACGCGCACCAGCCGCGCUACGCUUCCUUUGCGGCGCAGGCAGAGAUGUCCGCUGAGCUGCGCCGUCGGUCGAUGGAGAGGGAGAGGGAGGAGAACGCAAAGACGUUAUUUCAGCGUACGGUGGACCGGAUGAGCGAUAGUGCAGACUUGCCUACGCGCAAUCCGACGCUGUUGCGACUUUACUUUGUUCUGGCAGGGGUGGUGUUCUACUUGAUGUACCAGCGAGCAUUCAUGUGGGGUAAGCACCGACGUGGCCGUGCCAGCUUUUACAGCACGGUGGAGCAGCAGCGGCAGGAGCUCCUGAGUGUGUACGAGGAGCACCGCGACGGUCUGGAGGCAUCCGUCGCUGCCGCCGCAGUUGUGUUCCUCGCGGCGAGCGAGCACAAGCAGGAGGCGGACCCUAUCGUCCCGCCCACGCCGGAGAAGUACUUCAAGGGGGUGCAGCCACCGCGGGAGCAUUUCCAUGUGGUCUCUGGCGGAUAG
This is a messenger RNA of Trypanosoma grayi, 933 nucleotides long. Its product is annotated as putative DNA-J protein. The record is from RefSeq and is a predicted model, not a curated record. The transcript has a single exon. Bases 1 to 933 code for a protein of 310 amino acids. NCBI's taxonomy places the organism in Eukaryota, Euglenozoa, Kinetoplastea, Trypanosomatida, Trypanosomatidae.